Molecule: messenger RNA, 1596 nt
Organism: Cladocopium goreaui
Lineage: Eukaryota; Dinophyceae; Suessiales; Symbiodiniaceae
Source: the annotation of a GenBank genome assembly
AUGCUUUUGCUUGAGCCCCUCGUGCCUCGUGAGGCCUUAGAGUUGGACCGGCCGCGGUCGGUGGAAGCAUGGGCUUGGCUGGCAAAAGAGAUGUUGUAUUUCUUUGCAAGGUCAGGGUGGGAUUUCAUGAGAAAGGCUAAAGCCCCCCCGCCUGGUAUUGUACGCUUCUUGUGCUUUGCCUCGCUUCCGCUCUGGAGUGACGAGUAUUCGAGGACUGCCAUGGCGAGUCAGUUCUGCAAAGAGCUUGACCUGCUGCUGGUGGCUUUCUUGGACACUGGGGGUGAGCACUGCGCGAUUCUUGCGCUACAAGGCCCCCCAGGUUUGCCAACACCAGCCCAGAACCAGCCACAGCCAGUUACCAGCCAGCUGUUGCUCACUCAACUCCUCCAAGCGCAGAACAUGCAAAAUCAGAUGCUAGCCGAGCAGCUCGAGCAACUCAAGUUGAUGCAGCAGCAGUACAGCGCACACCCAAGCAAAACCUAUACCCAGCCGCAGGACAUUCUUGACGCUAUCGAUCCCAGCCUAGCGAGGGAGUUAGCAAAGUGGGCCAAGGACUACAAGUCUUCUUUGAACCAUGCAGUCACCCAGCAGGGACUUCAGCACAAAUAUCAGGAAUUAGAAGCAGCCAGUGAAAUACACAAGCAAUUCCAAACUGAAGCCCUGAAAAAGUGGCAGUGGCCAGAUGCUUUCAAAGCAACAGCAAAGAAGAUGACACAUAUGCGCGCAGUCUUGCCUGAUGGGGAAGCGGAUGAGUUCGAGCUUCCUGAUGGAAACGCUCCGCCCUUCAACAUUGAAGAUGAAUUUGCAGCAAUGAGACGGAGACACGCAAAAGAGUGCCAUGAUUUUGUUUUAGCCUACCAAAGGCAAUGUACCCAGUUCUUCCAGGAUGAGGUGCACCCAGCCCGUCAGAUGAUCAAAGCCGAAGACAUACUCCAUGCCUGGACUCGCAAGAAUCGCGCAGUGCUCACCCCCAGUGUCCAAGAAAGCCUCCAGCAGCAGGUCAAGCUCUUUGCAGAACUGACCUUUAGGACAGAGCAGCCAAAAGCACUGUCGCGUUGCGAGCGUGAACGGGAGCAACACACAACCAAAAAAGAGGCACUUGUUAAAGCAGAGGCCGAGUUCCGACUCAUGGAUGUCAACAAGCUUCUCGCCAUGGCAGUCCUCGAAUACUCGUCACUCCAGGGCGGAAGCGAGGCAAAGCACAAGAAGCGUACAAUACCAGGCGGGGGGGCUUUAGCCUUUCUCAUGAAAUCCCACCCUGACCUUGCAAAGAAAUACAACAUCUCUUUUGCCAGCCAAGCCCAUGCUUCCACCGACCGCGGCCGGUCCAACUCUAAGGCCUCACGAGGCACGAGGGUCUCAAGCAAAAGCAUUGCACGCAGCAGCAAAGCCAGCAGACAAGGCCGAGCUUCCAGACACACCAGCCGAAGUACCAGCCGAACAACCAAUGCCUCCCAGAAAAGCUCAGCCAGUAAAGCACACAAAGGCAAAGGUAAAGGUCAAGGAAAAGGCAAGGGCAAAGGAAAGGGUAAAGGGAAGCACGGGAAAGGGCAGAAGCACACCCGCAUACAGACCCCCGCCCCACGCCGCUCUUGA